AUGCAAUUCUUACAGAAGAGUCUAUAAAAAACAUAACUCUUGAAGAAAUUGAUAAGGUACUGCAGAGCAAUGGGAAAUGCCUCUCUGAUUAUCCGUCAAUGCCACGCAUCAAUAGUGAAACUUUGCUUGAUAUGCAAAAUCGAUUAGUGUUGGAUGAAUUAAUGUAUGACAGAUUUGCUUUGGAAGAGGAGCAUAAAAGACUAAUUAAUUCCCUCACUGAUGAGCAGAAAGCUGUUUAUGAUAAAAUUGUUUCAGCAGUUACGGCAGGUAAUGGAGGGUUAUUUUUCCUAUACGGGUUCGGUGGUACAGGAAAAACAUUUAUUUGGAAUACUCUUUCAGCAUCUAUUAGAUCAAAAGUUGGAAUCGUACUUAAUGUUGCUUCUAGCGGAAUUGCUUCCCUUCUGCUUCCUGGAGGACGAACAGCGCAUUCUAGAUUUCGUAUUCCUAUUCAAAUCAAUGAAGAUUCAACGUGUAAUAUAAGGCCGAAAUCUACUAUAGCUGAGUUGCUGUCAAAAACAAAGUUAAUCAUUUGGGAAGAAGCUCCAAUGGUACAUAGAUUUUGCUUUGAGGCUCUGGAUAGGACACUGAGAGAUGUUCUUAGAAUUUCUGAUUCAAGCUGUGUUGAUAUGCCAUUUGGUGGAAAAGUUGUUAUUCUAGGAGGUGACUUUCAGCAAAUAUUACCUGUCAUUCCUCAUGGCAGCAGACAAGAUAUAGUUCAUGCAACCAUCAAUUCUUCUCAUCUAUGGUCCCAUUGUCAUUUAUUAACUUUGACCAAGAACAUGCGUCUUAAUUCUGGAAGUAGCGCUCACAAUUUAGAGGAAAUAAAAGAAUUUUCUGAGUGGCUACUUAAAGUUGGGGAUGGUAAUCUUGGAGAUGAUGUUGAUGGAGAAUCUAUUAUAACAAUUCCAGAUGAAUUGUUGAUUAGAGAAUCGGAAGAUCCGCUGUCGGAUAUGGUUAAUUUUGUUUAUCCGAAUCUCUUGGAUAAUAUUUUGGAUCAGACCUUCUUUAAAGAACGUGUUAUUCUAACUCCUAAAUUGUCCGAUGUUGCUAUGCUAAACGAGCACCUAAUGUCUAUGAUUCCUGUUGAAGAAAGGACUUUUUUGAGUUCAGAUAAAAUUCUUAAGCAAGGUGGGACUUCCUCUGUUGAGGAUGAUGAAAUCACCCCUGAGAUCUUAAAUACAUUAUCAUGCUCAGGGAUUCCUGAUAAUAAAUUAAUCUUGAAAGUUAAAGUUCCAGUAAUGCUAUUAAGAAAUAUUGAUCAGUCGAGAGGUUUAUGCAAUGACACGAGAUUGCUUAUUACAAAAUUAGGGAAUCAUGUUGUUGAGGCAAUUGUACUUACAGGAAGCAAUAUAAGGAAAAUUGUGUUAAUCCCUAGAAUGACGAUGAGCCCAUCGAGUCAUACAUUUCCUGUAAAUUUCCAAAGAAGACAAUUCCUCCUGAUUGUAUCGUUUGCCAUGACUAUCAACAAGAGUCAAGGACAAUCACUUUCACAUGUUGCAAUUUAUCUCCCUAAGCCUAUCUUCACUCAUGGGUAA
Molecule: messenger RNA, 1535 nt
Organism: Gastrolobium bilobum
Lineage: Eukaryota; Viridiplantae; Streptophyta; Magnoliopsida; Fabales; Fabaceae
Product: ATP-dependent DNA helicase RRM3-like
Exons: 2
Biological process (GO): telomere maintenance; DNA repair
Molecular function (GO): DNA helicase activity
Source: RefSeq, a predicted model, not a curated record